AUGUCCAGCGUUGUACAUCCAGCGCCAUCUCACGAGAUUGCUGGCAUGGAAGAGCGUGAAUCAAAGCGUAGAAGGACCACAACUGAUCAUGUUGACAAGUCAAAGUUCCAGCCGGGAGCUAUUCUGAAGGUUAAGGUGAAGAACUUUGUUGUGUAUUCUCUGACCGAGUUUCAGAUGUCUCCCUCGUUGAAUAUGAUCAUUGCGCCGAACGGUACUGGUAAAAGUACACUUGUGUGUGCCGUUUGUCUUGGUUUAGCUGGUUCUCCGGCGUUGCUGGGUCGCCAAAAGACUCUAGCUGGAUUCAUAAAGAAUGGCGAGGAGUCCGCAACCAUCGAGAUCACACUGAAGAACAAGGGCGAUCAAAAAGAUGUUCUGAUCACCAGAGACAUUUAUCAAAACAACAAAUCUGAUUGGUAUCUUAACAAUAAGCCAACUUCCGAGACAAAGGUUAAAGCUGCACUCGAACAGCUGAACGUGCAGUUGGAUAACCUAUGUCAAUUCCUGCCACAGGAGAAAGUUGCAUCGUUCGCUGCCUUGGAUCAAAAGGAACUGCUGUUGGAAACUCAAAGAGCAGUGGAUAACAAACUGUUCCAACAGCACAAAGAAUUGAUUUUCUUCGACGAUCGCAAACGUGAAAUCGAUGCAAAGCUAACAGAAGCACUUGCUGAGAAAGCAAGACUUGAGAUAGAGCAAGCACGUUUCGAAGAAGACGCAAAGAAGUAUGACGCCCACCAAAAGAAGCAAGUGGAGAUAAGGCUCCAUACUGAUCUCUUGUCCUUUGCUAGGUUAGAGGAUCUCAAGGUUCAAACUGCAGAACUUAAAGCCAAACGUGAUGAGAUUAAAGCUAGGCUGGACUCGUAUGAAGAUGACAUUGCGCCCUUUGAAGACGCCAAGGCAGAUGUGGAAAGAGAACUGGAGAAGGCCGCAAACGAGUCAUAUGAUAAGCGUAACAUUACGAAGAAGUAUGAAACCAAAUUGAAGGAGUCCGAAAAUGCCAUAGAGAAAGUCGACGACAAGAUUGAAAAGUUAAAGAAUACCAACCGUAAACUCGAAGAAAGAGCCACUGAGAAGAAAGCUGAGUUAGAGAAGAGUACUCAAAUUUUAGAAUCGGCCAAGGAAGAACUUGCUGGGUUGGAAAUUGUGACUGACAAAGAGCUGAAGGAUGCUUCAAAUGAAACAGCGAGAAUACAUGAUACCAUGAUUGAAUUUGACAAUAGGAUAGACGAUCUGAGGGAGCAGGUUGCCGAUAAGAAAAGAACAAUCAGGAAUUGUCAACAAGCAGCGGAGAGGCAUAAAGCAGAACUAAACUCAAACGAUAAAAUUCAAAUCUUUGACAUGGACUCCAUGAGAAGAAAUCGUGGUGCAGUUGCGGUGAAAAAGGCAGUGAAACUGUUACGUUCAGAACUAAAAGGUCUCAGGAAUGAGAUCUUUGAACCACCAUGUCUUACAGUAACAGCAAAGUCUUCAUAUUAUGCGGACUAUCUUGAAGAGUUGGUUCCUUUCCAAACUUCAAUUUCUCUCACAGCCAUAUCGAAGGAAGCAUUUGACAAACACUCCCCAGAGUUCAUGGAGAAGAGAAAUAUACAUGUUCCAUUCAGAUAUUUGAGUUCAAAAGUGUCUCCAACUAAGUUUUCUCAAGAAGAACUGAAACAAUUCGGUUUCGAUGGCUACCUCAGCGAUUUUCUGGAUGGUCCAAAGCCAGUAAUUCGUAUGCUGUGUGAUAUUGCCUACGUCAAUGAUGUUCCUGUUGCAGUCAAUCCACUAAGUGACAGAGAACUCGAUGCUCUGUGCAACCCACGCAAUGGACAGAUUAUGUUCAAGAAGUUCUUUUCUGGUGAUACGUUGUACACGCUGGCCAAGUCGCAGUACGGUUCUAGACAGGUCACCACUAGAACUACUCACGUUUCAAAAGCCCAAAUAUAUGGCGAUGGUGGUAUAUCUGAAGAGACAAGGCGUCGUAUUCAUGAACAGAUUAAGAAAGCCAAUGACACUGCUCAAAAUUUCGAACGCGAACUAGUUCUAUUGAAAGAGAGUAUUGAGUCUGUUACUCAGGAAAAGGAAGAGAUAAUGGGCAACUUCAAUCAUUACAGAGCAAUUGAGGGAUCUUUAAAGGAGAAGAAGAAAAAAAGAGAAAAGGCAGAAGUCAGAAUUUCAUUGAUAGAGAAGAAAGUUGAUAUACUGAAGACAGAGUCAAACAAAGAUUACAAACAAGAGAUCCGGAAAAAUCGACAGAGGAUCAAAGUUCUAGAAAUAGCUAGAAUUGAUUCAUUGUGUGAUAUUGCCGAUACCCAAUGUCUUCUAGCUAAAGCAGCUCGUGAAGUUGCUAUAGCUGAUAUCCGCAAAAUCGAGGCCAAUAGCAAAAGACUUGCUCUUGAGACACUUUUCAAAUCUAUUUUGGAAGGGAAGGAGAAACUGAAAGCAGAGUUGGCUCAUGCCAAAAGGGAGCUACAGAGACUCAAGGAUGAUCCAGAGAGACAGGAGUUAAAAGCACGUAUUGUCAACCUGGAUGUUGAGACAAAAGAGAGUCUCAUUGAUCUCAUCCAGAAGUAUAGGGAGGAAAAUACAUUUACUGAAGAAGGUGUCAGGCUCACUUUGGAACGUUUGCAAAGUGAACUGACAUUGCUUGGUUCAAGUUCUAGAUCUUCCAUCAAGGCUCUCGAAAGAGUUGUAAAUCAACUCAGGGAACUUGAUGCUAAAAUUCCAGAGUAUCAGGGAACUAGGGAACUUGAGAAUAAAAAGAUUAAAGAGAUUCUGAGUGUAUGGGAACCCCAACUGAAUGACAUGGUUCAGAGAAUCAGCGCCAAGUUCUCCACCAUUUUCCCAACUGUUGGAAGUGCUGGUGAAAUUCGUGUUACUAGAGCUGAAAGGUUUAGUGACUGGAAACUGGAAAUUAUGGUGAAGUUCCGUGAUGAGGCCGACUUGAAGCCGCUGGAUUCCCACACCCAGUCUGGUGGAGAACGUGCCGUUUCUACCGUGUACUUCAUGAUCAGCAUGCAAGAGUUGACUUCUUCGCCGUUCAGGGUAGUGGACGAGAUCAACCAAGGUAUGGAUACGAGAAAUGAGAGGGUCGUUCACAAACAUAUGGUUGAAGUGGCCUGCAAAGAGCAGACUUCACAAUACUUUUUGAUUACACCAAAGUUGUUGACGAGUUUACAUUAUGCGAAGAAUAUGAGGGUUCACUGUAUCAUGUCAGGUCCCUGGACUCCGAAUCCAUUUACCCACCCAAAACUCCUCACACUUGGUGCCACUUCGUUGUACGACUAG
Molecule: messenger RNA, 3264 nt
Organism: Williopsis jadinii
Lineage: Eukaryota; Fungi; Ascomycota; Saccharomycetes; Phaffomycetales; Wickerhamomycetaceae
Gene: SMC5
Product: DNA repair ATPase SMC5
Exons: 2
Coding region: 1-3264 (1087 amino acids)
Biological process (GO): double-strand break repair via homologous recombination
Cellular component (GO): Smc5-Smc6 complex
Molecular function (GO): ATP hydrolysis activity; ATP binding
Source: RefSeq, a predicted model, not a curated record